AUAAAGGUUUAAAUUUUAAGAGAUAAACCUGAGUACCCAGAAGGGGGUUUAUCGUUUAACAGUGGAAAGGAAGCUAAAAUCUCUCAUCUCAUUUCAACUGCAAGUCUGCACCUAUUUUUUCUGAAGAUUCGUGAGAUUCAAAAAGUGAAGCACUUUUGAAUAUAAAAAGAUAACCAGCAUGGCAAGCUUGUUGACAACAUCAAUCUUCACAUAUUCUCCUGUCAACAAUGGUUCAAGGAGUUUCAGAAAGUCAGGUAACUCUUCUAUACGGCGGUGUUGCGUAAAAGCAAUGAAGAUAGAGAAAUCCUUGGAAGAAUUAUACAAUGUCAAGGUGGAAAGAAAAGUUUCACCUGAAAGACUAGCUCAGCUAGGAGUUUCAAGAUGGUCAGUAUGGAAAACCGGAAAAUGCCAGUACCCAUGGGAUUGGCAGGUAGACCAACUGGUGUUCAUAGAAGAAGGUGAAGUGAGAGUUGUUCCUGAAGGGAGCAAGCGUUUCAUGCAAUUUGUUGCUGGAGACUUAGUUCGGUAUCCAAAGUGGUUUGAGGCUGAUCUCUGGUUCAAUGGUCCAUAUCAAGAACGUUAUAGUUUCCGAGCAUAUGGUGAUGAUUGUUGAUGAUACUGCAUGAUGGUCAUGUAAAAGUGAUUUGUUCAUCUUCUUUGGUUGUUAUGAGUUAUCAAAUAGUUGUGUUUUGUAGUUUUCAGAUACUAAAUGUACUACUGCCUUUUGUUACCCACAAUUCUCUUUGAAUUUAAUUUCAAUUUCAAAAUUGUGCAUUUCAUCU
Molecule: messenger RNA, 782 nt
Organism: Vicia villosa (hairy vetch)
Lineage: Eukaryota; Viridiplantae; Streptophyta; Magnoliopsida; Fabales; Fabaceae
Exons: 2
Coding region: 179-613 (144 amino acids)
Source: RefSeq, a predicted model, not a curated record